UCGAACUACUCGACCCCGCGAAAAGUCCAAGUAAGCAGAGCCUUCGACACGUUUAUGCAUUAAUAAGUUCCCGUUUGGUUGUGACUCGAGAAAGCAACGUUUUUUACUGCGGAAAAAGGAAGCAUGACUUAAGAACGUUCAAAUGACGGAUCCCAACGUUCUUGGCGUUAUUUUGGGGUCAGUUCUUGGUUUUCUGGCGGGAGCCAUCGUAGUCUGUGUUGGAUAUUUUGUUUAUACAAAACGAUCGGGGACUUAUAGUCCACUUUCACGGGAUGUACGUGCGAAGAUCGAUUACUAUUCCGCCUCAAAUCCCGAUGGCGCAUUCCUCGCCGCCCAAACUCGACCAGUUCAAGUCCAACCAAAUGUAUAUACGCUAGCAAAGUCUUCCGCAGAAUCUUACCCGGAAAUAACCGAACUAAACGAUGGUGAUCAUCGGAGAAUUCGCGUAACAAGGCCUUACGAAGCUGGCGCAAUUGCUACCAUCCCGGAGGACAGUGAGGACGUUGAAGACGGGAGCCCGCGAAGUCUUGAGAGAAACGGGUCGACCGGCUCAGACAAGCCAAAACUAUCAAAACGAAUGAGUUUACCCACCACCCUUAAAUCUGAUGGAUUAUUCAAUCCUAACCCAGAAGAAUUCUUAAAAAAGAAAUUUUCAUCAGAGGAGGAGGAAUGUCGGCUUGAGUUCUCGUGUUUUUACGACACGGCCAGUCGUGAGUUACACAUUACCGUAAUUCAAGUUGUUGGGAUUUCUACGCCAAACGAAAGUUUCUUACGCCCGCCUAGUUGCAGCGUUAAAAUGCGCAUAUUACCCGAGAUGUUGUCGUGGCAGUGGACACGCAGAAUUUCACGUACUUCGAAUCCUGCUUUCAACGAAACUUUCAUCGUUCCUGGUUUUGUUCACAACAAAUUACGAGAGUGCACUGUACACUUUGUGGUGUUGGAUUUUGAUCAUGUGCAAGACACUGUUUAUGUGAUUGGGGAAGUAAUCAUGCCCUUGUCAGAACUACGAGCUAACAGACUAGAGAAGAUUAUCAAAAGAGUGAACCCGCUUGCUUUCUAAGUUUAUUGAAUAAAUUUUUUUGCAAUGAAUUCUCUGACAAUAACAUGACGAUCGGGGCAAAAUGGAAAUUAAACACAAACAGGAAAAAAUUCCUUGUAAAUUAAGCCCCUUUAUUCAUACGCAUUUAAGCGAAGCGUUUGAGGAAAGCUAUCGGACUCAUUUAAAAAUUAAGUUUACAAACGAAUCACAGCUGACUUACUAAUUUAAAAGAGAAUGACGCAUUGUUAAGAUAUAUAUUUGGAAUAUUGCGAUCUUGACCUAGGUGGUAUUUCGUAAAUUCGCGAGAGAUAGUAACUAUUAUUUACAUAUCAUUGUCAUUAAAAUUUUUUCUCGUCACCAUACGCAUCCAACUGAAACGAUUUGCCCCUUGUUAUUAAGCAGGUUUACCAUUUCAUCCUCAAAUACAGCAAGAAAAAUUUUUGACCAGUGUUGGAAUUGUUCGUAAUAUAUUUAACACAAUUUGUUUCGUUUUCAAUACUGGUUUCUAUAAUUGUUUAAAAAGAAUAUCGUUCUAACUUGCAUAUAUUAAUUAUUGGCGCUUUUUGUUUAUUGGGUGGCAGCAAAUAAAGUCGUGUUAAGUAA
Messenger RNA from Pocillopora verrucosa, 1642 nucleotides. RefSeq names its product synaptotagmin-4. Gene Ontology annotation, molecular function: SNARE binding; calcium-dependent phospholipid binding; clathrin binding. The record is from RefSeq and is a predicted model, not a curated record. Lineage: Eukaryota; Metazoa; Cnidaria; Anthozoa; Scleractinia; Pocilloporidae. Gene Ontology annotation, cellular component: synapse; axon; exocytic vesicle. Gene Ontology annotation, biological process: calcium ion-regulated exocytosis of neurotransmitter; regulation of dopamine secretion; cellular response to calcium ion.